Messenger RNA from Oxyura jamaicensis (ruddy duck), 1390 nucleotides. RefSeq names its product CTD small phosphatase-like protein 2-A. NCBI's taxonomy places the organism in Eukaryota, Metazoa, Chordata, Aves, Anseriformes, Anatidae. The transcript is spliced from 8 exons. The coding region runs from base 111 to 1112 and encodes 333 amino acids. Gene Ontology annotation, molecular function: phosphoprotein phosphatase activity. The record is from RefSeq and is a predicted model, not a curated record.
GGGGCUGCUUUGUCCUUGGGGGGUCCCCAACCAUUAAUUAGGGCCUGGGGCUCUGUGCUGGCAGCUUCGGGCACCCUGAGGGUCCCCCUGUCCAUCCGUCCAUCCUGGGGAUGGCCACCCCACGGGCAAAGAGGCCCCGCAGGGAGAGCAGUGGGGACCUGGGGCUCUCGGCCACCAAACCCCGGGCUCGCCAGCAGGCCAAGAGCCGCCAGAGAGGAGAGGAUGGGGGCAAGCGUGUCCCGGGUCCCCCCCUGGAGCCUGUGACCCCCGGGAGGCGGCAGCUGGCCAGGCUGCGCUUCGGUGGGGAGCAAGGCAGCCUGGUGUCUCCUUCCCUCUGCCCAGGGGAACGGGGUGAGCCCCUCCAUUGUGGGGUGGUCCCUGCAUGGGGAGGGGGGCAGCCCUGGGCUGCAGUGCUGGGAGCCCCCCGGAGCCCCCCCUCGCAGCCCUGCUAUAAGGGAGCCUACUUCUCGGGGCUCCCUGCGGAUGAAUGCCAGGACCCCGCUGUCCCCAGCCUGCCUCCCCCUGCGCCCCCUACACCCGGCCGCCGCAGGACCCGCAGCACCCCGGAGCACACCCUGGUCCUGGAGCUGGAGGGGACCCUGGUCUGCUCCUCCGUGCUCGCCAGGCGGCUGCCGGGUGCCGUGGCCUCCUUCACCACCUCCUUCCAGGGCGACGCCUAUACGGUCCGCGUGCAGCUGCGUCCCCACGUGCAGCAGUUCCUCGAGAGCCUUUCCAAGACCUUCGAGAUCUUCAUCUUCACAACAGCGAAGCAGGACUAUGCUGAGAAGAUCCUGGAGGUUCUGGACCCCAAAAAGAAGCUGAUCAGGCGCUGCCUCUCCCAGCGGGACUGCCUCUGCGCCCACGGCUGCUACUGGAAGGAUCUGUCCCUGCUGGGCAGGGACCUGGCCAAGACGGUGGCCCUGGACCACACCAUCCAGGGCUUCCCCUCCCAGGCUGCCAACUGGAUCCCAGUGCCGAGGUGGUUUGGGGACCCCGGGGACGAGGAGCUGCUGCGCCUCGUCCCGCUGCUGGGACAGCUCUGCCGGGCGGACGACGUGCGCACCGAGGCGCAGCAGCGGCUCCCGCGCUGCAGGCUGCCCACCGAGGACUAGGACAGCCCACAAGGAGGGGAGCGGGACGGGGAAACCCCCCGGGAGGGACCCUGGCUUGGGGGGGGGGGGGGGGUGCUGCUGUGGGGAAGGCUUGCUGCAGAACGAGCAGCUCUUGGCCGUUGCCCAGAGCUCUGUAACGUCCUGCCAAGGGGUGCUUUCGUGGAUGAUUACGUGCUUGGACAAAGGUCUUGCUCUCGUCGUUGCCUCCCGAGUACGCCUCAGCUGUGCAAACACGCCGAGCCUGGGGACGGAUGGCUCAGCCCGCUGCCACCCUGCGA